This is a messenger RNA of Folsomia candida, 3613 nucleotides long. RefSeq lists its product as uncharacterized. The record is from RefSeq and is a predicted model, not a curated record. The transcript has 7 exons. Gene Ontology annotation, molecular function: glucuronosyltransferase activity. The coding region runs from base 1443 to 3209 and encodes 588 amino acids. Lineage: Eukaryota; Metazoa; Arthropoda; Collembola; Entomobryomorpha; Isotomidae.
ACCCAACUCGCUAGUAAAUAGUGCAGGUCUGCUUGUCGAGAGUUUUCAUACACGUUUACGUUCUUCUGGCUCCUCUGGAACCUUAGUUUCCCUUUUCCCCCAGAAUUCUCGCUUCAAAAGAAGACUCCUGGUCGGAGAAGUCUUCAUUUUAUCCGACGCUCUCGAAGCAACCGGGUGUUUCUCCUCUUCGUCACUGUCAUUCUCACGCUGCGUCCCAUAUAGCGUCGCAUUACUUGAGAAAAAGUAUAAUAAGCCAUCCUUCCCACUCUGUCUGUUUUUUCGCUUGUGUGGAGAACUUGCGAGUGAGAAAUCAUUUAUCGAGAAAUUACUUCUUUUUGUACGUCAAAAAAACGAAACAGUUCAUUUCUCCAGAGUUCGUAUCUGUUUUUGAAAUCAGUGUGGAAAGUUUAAGGAAAAACGUGUAGAUCUGUCAACGAAAAGAUAAAUUGUUUCCGAUAAACAACUUCACACACACACACUCACGCCGUCAGUAAGAUCCUUUUUCCGUAGUGGAGGCGGAAGUCGUCUAAUUGCAUUGAAGAAGGGAAAAAUUAUCCCUACGCCAGAAUAAUGUGAACUGGAAAGCAAUAAUCAUCACAGUUUAUUUCCUAACAGUGCCCAUUAUUGCAUUAUGGUACGUGGCAAGGACUACUCCAGCAGCAGUGGAUUUGGAUUGUCGCCAUUGUCAUAAAAUAAAAUAAAAGGGAAGACAAAUACACCCAUGAGCAGAGUUUGAAUCCACAUCUAAAUGGGAAAGAGGCAAGUGUUAAAGUGAACAUUAAACAUUGGCCAAAUUGCACUGGACAUAAAUGACUGCACUGUACAUGUGGUUCUCACGAAUGCAAGUUCUCACAUUUCCACGUUGUAUGUACUUGACUUUCGAUCUCCUCGGAAAAAUAUCAACCUCAUGAACCGAAUUCUCCGUAAUGACAGAGAUGCCAAAAUCGUUUAUUGAUUUUCUGUGAGCUUGAGUUGUCCAAUUCAUUAUCGUCACCACUACAUACGCUGCUAAAUACAUAGAGAGAGGCAACUCCAUGCAUAUAACCCCCACCCGGAAUUAAGUAAGAAUAUAUGUGUAUCCCUUUAUAUAUGUACGGUCUCCUUAAGUGAUCCACCCCAUUCAGGGGAACAAGUGGCAGGUGACAAAUUAUGUAAACAGACGCAAGUGCCAAGUGAGUGUUUGAAGUGUUGAAUGAACUGGAUGUGAAAUGGAAUUGAUGUUCCUGUAAUAAUCGACAUCAUCCGCGAGUAAGUGCUUUGUUGUCCAACAACACUCGGUUAUUCCAGCGUGAAGCAGUAGAAGAGGCUGACAGUCAACUGCAGAUGAUGCCUUGGAAAGAUCAUUCUUCUUCGCCCUCGUCCUCGACUGCCUCCUUGCCGUUGGUUUAGUAGGUUCGAGAGCUGUCCAGGAAGGAAGGAAGGAGCAAAAGUGGUUGAAAGUGAUGUCGAGUUUUCUCAGUCGUCUUGUUGCCUGCCUGGUCGCAGUUGUGGCCGUGCUGCAACUCGUCCAUUUGGUGCUUCUCAACCAACUAGAAAACAGAAGAUUGGACCAACUCACACAAAUCCAGCACCAGUUCCACCCACUCCCUCCGGAAGACUUGGGGCCCAAUUUGCCCAGACUUUCUCCACUCCGUCAAAGCAGCGGCAGCAUCAGGAGAGUCAGGAAGUUGGUGGGGCCGAGUCAUGGACGAGCUCAUGGGGAUUUUAAUGUUUUUAAUGAAAACGAGGUUUUAUUGGAACGUCUUUUUCAUGAUGACGAAGGAUCCACCAUUGUUGACUCAACCGGAGAGUAUCGUGUCGUCUUUGAUAUUGCGGGACCCCAACGAGAAUCGAUCCUUUCACAAUCUCAACUUUCACCUCAAACGCAACCCCAACAACCAAACCCAGUCGCAGCAGCAGCUGCUGCUGUGGAAAAGCCGGCUCUCCUCCCAGGGAACGCAAACAAUGAUGACUUUUCCAUCGAUGAGGACGUAACUGAUCAGGAACCCCCACCAUCGGAGGAUCUUACCCUUGUGACGCACGGGGACCUCAUGACCACAAAAAAAUACUUGAUCCCCCUCGUUGAUCGGUGGAAUGGACCUGUCUCCCUCGUCCUCUUUGCCACGAAUUCCUCCAAUGUCGAAGCUGUUUUAGAACUCAUUGCCCAUUUAAGGUUUUGCAGUGACGUUGUGCGACAAUAUGUCAACUUUCACGUUGUCUUUCCUUUAGUCGAAACUCACGUCCGCUACUCAGCUGCAUCCAGUUCCGGCAAACGUCCUAUAAAUAAGACUGGGUUGGACAAGAACAAACGCAUCGGAAGUGGUGGUAAUGGGGCGAGCAAAAAUAGGCGAAGUUCAACACCAAGCAAAAACAACAAUAAUAGUGCGGUUUCAGCCAUAGAUUUUGAAACUGAGUGCCAAUAUUUCCAGGAUCAGAGAGAGGGGUCAAAAUUAUAUAAGAAUUUCAGAGAAAGUAGUGACCCUUUAUUAGACUUGGGUAGCGGAGGUGGUGCUGCUACUGGUGGGAGCAGUGUGAUGGUUUCGACCACCAGUUUCGUGAUGAAUGGUCCUCAGUAUCCAAUCAACUUACUGAGAAAUGUGGCAAGAAAGAGAGUUCUGACAGAUUACUCUCUCGUGAUUCCGUUGUACCUUCAGCCAUCCGAAGGACUCAGGUCCAAGUUCCACAAAAUGGUCAAGAGGAGGAAAGAUCUUGAUGAAAAAACAGUGUUUGUGAUCCCAUCCUUCGAGUCAAAAAAUAAUGAAACGCCCAGGAAUAAGGCUGACCUCUUGAAGUUGUUGCACUCCUACCAAGCUCGACCCUACCAUUUUGAGCUGUGCUGGAAAUGCCAGGUGCAUAGUGAUUAUGAAUCUUGGGGUCACGAGGCAGGAAAGGAUGACGAACUCUCUGUGAUGUAUGAAGUAUUGUGGAAGGACCCCUGGGAGCCAUUCUUCAUCUCGGACAAUACUGUGCCUCUCUUCGACGAGGGGUUUCGUCACCCUAGUUUAGACCGGCUCAGUCAACUCUGUGAACUUCAUGUGGCUGGUUACAAGUUUGCCGUGUUGAACGAACCUUUCCUCAUCCAUCCAGGAUACAUUACGCCAACACCUUUUCACCUCAACAGCUUCAACAAAAAUACCAAUUCAAACUUGGAUACGAAUCGAGCCAAGUUCAGACAAUUUAAGCACGAGUUAAAAAAUAGAUAUCCUCAUUCAACGAGACGAUGCUAUUAGUAAUAAGUACAUUCAUACGUCAGCACAUGAAAGUAUUAACAUGAACAAUAAUACUUUUUAUAUAAUCAAACAAAUCAAGGCUGAAUGAUAACUGUUUCUUAAAUGGAUCUCGAUUUUAUUAAAGGUUUUUUGAAACGAUAAAAUGCUUCAAACGUAAUGCUAUAUAUUACUAUUUAAAUACAAGCUCUGUGAUUUAAAUUAACAAUGAUAUCAUUUUACUUAUCAUGUUGGAUAGUCAACAGUCAAGGUAGCUAUAGAACUAUAUAGUUAGCUAAUUGAAGCAGGAACAAUGAUGUUACAAUUGUCAAUUUAGUUUUUAUAAUUCCUUGAUAUCGUUAUAAGAAAGAUUUAAAUGUAUUAGAAAUAAAACUAAGAAAUGAUGAAUAAAACCGAAUUGAUAAAUA